AUGCCGCCUCCGUCCCCCCGGGUUGCGAGUCUGACACCGCCUACACGUGCUACACCGCCCAGUAUCAAGGAUUUCGAUAUCAUCAAGCCGAUCUCGAAGGGUGCGUUUGGGAGUGUGUAUCUUGCGAAGAAAAAGACGACUGGAGAAUAUUUCGCUAUCAAGAUACUCAAAAAGGCAGAUAUGAUUGCGAAGAAUCAGGUUACGAAUGUACGUGCUGAACGUGCAAUCUUGAUGGCGCAGGGUGAAAAUCCGUUCGUUGCGAAGUUGUGGUUUACGUUUCAGACGAAGGAGUAUUUGUAUUUGGUUAUGGAGUAUUGCAAUGGUGGGGAUUGUGCGGCGUUGAUUAAGAUCCUUGGUGGGUUGAGUGAGGAUUGGGCGAAGAAGUAUAUGGCGGAAAUUGUGUUGGGGGUGAAGUACCUCCAUGAACACGGUAUUGUACAUCGUGACUUGAAGCCGGACAACUUCCUUAUUGAUCAGAGAGGGCAUCUAAAGUUGACGGAUUUCGGAUUGAGUCGCAUGGGGUUGAUUGGACGACAGCAUCGGGCUCAAGCUCAUGUCCAGACCACGGACAGGAAUAGUCCAGAGCUGUUUGUUGGUACGCCGGAUUAUCUUGCGCCCGAAACAAUCAAGGGAACUGGGCAGGAUGAGAUGAGUGAUUGGUGGUCUCUUGGCUGUAUCUUGUUUGAGUUCAUGUUUGGGGUUCCGCCGUUUCACGAUGAAACGCCCGAGAAGGUCUUUGAGAAUAUCCUUGAAAGAAGGAUUAUCUGGCCGGAAGAGGAGGACGGUGAUGAACAUCUCAUCUCGGAACAGGCGAGGGAUUUGAUUAAUAGACUUCUUUGUGUUGAUCAAACUCAGAGACUUGGAGCGAAUGGGGCGGACGAGGUGACAAGCCAUCCUUUCUUCAAGGGGAUCAACUGGGAGCAUCUGUUGGAUGAGGAGGCUUCGUUUGUGCCUACACCGGAUAAUCCAGAGGACACGGAGUACUUUGACAGACGU
Molecule: messenger RNA, 996 nt
Organism: Saitoella complicata NRRL Y-17804
Lineage: Eukaryota; Fungi; Ascomycota; Saitoellomycetes; Saitoellales; Saitoellaceae
Product: kinase-like protein
Exons: 2
Biological process (GO): intracellular signal transduction; peptidyl-serine phosphorylation
Cellular component (GO): nucleus; cytoplasm
Molecular function (GO): ATP binding; protein serine/threonine kinase activity
Source: RefSeq, a predicted model, not a curated record